Stegastes partitus (bicolor damselfish) is the source of this 1664-nucleotide messenger RNA. It is a transcript of the gene aagab, whose product is annotated as alpha and gamma adaptin binding protein. Bases 72 to 1037 code for a protein of 321 amino acids. Lineage: Eukaryota; Metazoa; Chordata; Actinopteri; Pomacentridae. The record is from RefSeq and is a predicted model, not a curated record. The transcript is spliced from 10 exons.
GGUUGUCAAAGUUGGCUAACGGCACGCUAAGCUAUCAGCCACAGUAGCGUUCCCUAAAAAAAUACAAAAAAAUGUCAGAUACAGAAGACAACACCGAGAUGAGCAUUCCGUGUGUGCUUGUAACUAGCUGUGAUAGUGGGUUUAAAGAAGAAGAGCUGAUAAAACAGAUCCUCAGUACUCAAACUUUGCCCGAGCCGACCAAGCGAGAGGAAACGGUAGUGUGGUAUCCUUGGACGAUCAACAACAAAUACUAUACAGCAGAUGUCAGGUUAUGCGUUGUACCCAGCACUUUCCAAAUGUCAUCAGAGAUUGCCCAGUCCAUGCAGGCUUUCAUAGCCUAUUUUGACAGCACAGUGAAGGAUGGACUGGAAAAGCUACAACCGUGGAUAUCAGUGGUAGAAGAUCUAGCUCCAGAGGUUCUCAUUCUGGUGUGUGACAGAGUCUGUGAAAAUGGGGUCACCAGGCACGAAGCACAACAGUGGUGUUUGGCUCAUGCAUUUGAGCUUGUGGAGAUCAAUCCACAGGAGCUGCCAGAUGAGGAUGAUGACUUUCCAGAAUCCACAGGAGUAAAGAGAAUUGUCCAGGCUCUCAAUGCUAACGUGUGGUCCAGUGUGGAGAUGAAGGAUGGGCACAAUCAGGGAUUUGGUCUGAUGAGCAGCUUAGUGGCCUCCAGACACAACAACCCACGCAGUUGCCAAGAUUCACCAUCUUCCAGCUUGCCAGAAGAGGGCACACUUGUUAAUGAGGAGGCCAACCAUACACAAAGUAGUACAAACGCAGAAACACAGGAGGACACAGUAGUUGAUGCAAUGACUGAUUUGGACAUUCAGGAGCUUGCCAAUCUCACAGCUGGAGAUGCAGAUGUGGAUAACUUUGAGCGGCUCUUCACAAAAUUAAAGGAGAUGAAAGACAAAGCUUCUUCGUUACCUCAUGAGCAGAGAAAAGUUCAUGCAGAAAAGGUGGCAAAAGCGUUUUGGAUGGCCAUCGGUGGUGAUGAAGAUGAGAUAGAUGGGUUAUCAUCGGGCGAGGAAAGCUAAAAGUAGCUGCCUGUGACUCACGUCUCUUUUCUCCUGAUCCUCCUGUCUUUCCCGGGGCUCCCGCAAGAUUCAGCGCCCUUUGACGUCCUGCUUGGGCUUGGAAAGUGGAGAUGCUUACAGAUGGUACUGUGGGCAUAGUCAUAUUUAGAAACUUUUAAUACUUAGAAUGAAAUGAUUGGUGUAUCAUGAAAAACAGAAGGCUAUCCUGAAUAGAAGAGAAGCCAAUGAGUGGCCCUAAACCUCAGCCUACUCCCCUGGGGGCCCCACUAUGCUUUAGCCCCGAGUGAAACUCAACACAUGAUGGUGUUGCAGGCGGAAAAAAACAUGAAAUGAAAUUAUGUGGGCUUUGAUUUUAUGUAUUUGUCUACAGGUACACAUUAUAAAGCUACAUAAUGUGCCUUAUUCUUAGAGUUGUGAGAGAUUUAAUGUGUAUUCAGAUAAAUCAACAUAAAUACUUGUGAUUUUUUUUUUUUCUUUCUGCUCUUCAGUGAGUGUGGCUAGGUUAUUGUGAACACUGUCACACUACUUGGGUGCAUACUGCCAACUCAUUCAGAUCAAAAAAGAAAAUAGGAAUACAUACCUGUUACACUGGAAUACCUCUGCAAUAAAUAAAAUGAGCUGUCCAGA